AUGAGUUUUUCGACAGCACCUUUGAUCGCAGAUUUAUUCUUGUUGGCCAUUUCAGCCAUUGGACGUCAAGAAGUACACGAUGGAACUGUUGGGGCAGACAACAUCAGCCCUAUUGACAUUAUGGUAUUCUUCCUAACGCUGGCAUACAUUGCCAUUUCAAUUGAUGCUUCUGGCCUCAUCAGAUGGCUCGCUUUUAAAGUGCUGCAGAAAGGUGGUAAAGUUGGACACUUGCUCUUCUUCUAUCUCUACACAUUCUUCUUCGCUUUGGGGACCUUCGUCGGAAACGAUCCAAUCAUUCUAUCUGGCACGGCUUUCCUGGCAUAUAUGACAAGAGUUUCUAGCAACAUCGAUCAUCCUAGAGCAUGGAUGUAUUCACAGUUCGCGAUUGCGAAUAUCGCUUCGGCUAUCCUGGUCUCAUCCAACCCAACGAAUCUGGUACUUGCAGGAGCCUUCCAGAUCAAAUUCAUUGUUUACACCGCAAACAUGAUUGUACCGGUCGUGGUCACUGCCAUAGUGCUAUUUCCGUUCUUAUUGUACGUGGUCUUUGCGAGCCCUCAACUCAUCCCGCUUUCCAUUGAGAUGGAGACACUAUCAGAGGAAGCCAAAAACAAGAAGCCGGUCAAUCCCAACAUUCCCCAAGCUAAGGGCAAGAAGGCCGGAGAAGAUGAAGAUGAGUCCUUGGAGAAUAAGGAGCUUGCACUUGCGGAAAUUAUGAAUCCUUUCUUGGAUAAGGGAGGUGCUACCUUUGGAGCAGUCGUGAUGGCAGUCGCACUCAUCACACUUCUGGGCAUCAACGCUGCCAGCUCAAUUAUCGGCGAGCACCCCGUCUUCUGGAUCACUCUGCCAGCUGCUUUCAUCAUGUUUUGUUGGGAUGUCGGUUUCGGAUGGAAACAUCGCAAAGAGACUCGCGACAUCGCGAAAAGAAGACAGGCCGAAUUCAAGCAAGCCCAAGAUGAGCGCGCCAACAGUGUGAGACAGAGUAAUGGCUUGUUCCAAACACCAGGUGCUUCAAGCUCCUUCGUUCAUGUAGUGCCGCCUACGCCGGAUGUCCCAGGCUCCGAAAAAAGUAUUCGAUCCAUGACGAACGCCAGCCCACCUGGAGAAGCUUCGAUGCAAGGCGGGCCAGCACAUCACAAAGCACGGCAAUAUUCGUCCUCCCAACUUUCGCUCACGCUACCGGAAACAAACUACUCGCAUACCAAGAAGCUAGACGCCGCUUUGGAUCGGGCAGUGGAUGAAGAGAAAGUCAGAUACACCGAGGACGACGAUAUGUAUGAGCAACACGAAACUUUCGUAUCCUUUGUCGCAUCUGAGUAUCGAUGGCUACAGGAGACAUUCCCCACCGUAAUGGCAGUCUUGAGUCAUUUGCCUUUCAAGCUUGUGCCGUUCGCACUUUCCAUGUUUGUGCUCAUCCAAGGCCUUGUUACCAAAGGUUGGGUACCUGUGUUUGCUUAUGGCUGGGACCAUUGGGUAACAAAGACCGGAACUGUUGGUGCCAUCGGUGGUAUGGGGUUCCUUGGCGUUGUUCUUUGCAACUUCGCCGGAACCAACAUUGGUACAACCAUCUUGCUUUCCCGAGUGAUCCAAGCUUGGCAGCAGAUUCAUAUCAACAACGGCAUACCCAUCACGGAUCGCACUUUCUGGGCGACUGUCUAUGCUAUGGCCUUAGGUGUUAACUAUGGAGCAUUCAGCACAGCAUUCAGUGCAUCGUUGGCCGGACUUCUAUGGCGAGACAUCUUGGCUCGCAAGCAUAUCCAUGUCAGACGGCUGGACUUUGCACGGGAGAACAUUCCCAUCAUCGCGACUUCUAUGGCCGUUGGCUGUGCGGUACUAAUUGGCGAGGUUUACAUCAUGAGAGACAAUUCUCCGUACAAACUUGGGUGA
This is a messenger RNA of Aureobasidium pullulans EXF-150, 1884 nucleotides long. RefSeq lists its product as uncharacterized. NCBI's taxonomy places the organism in Eukaryota, Fungi, Ascomycota, Dothideomycetes, Dothideales, Saccotheciaceae. The coding region runs from base 1 to 1884 and encodes 627 amino acids. The transcript has 2 exons. Gene Ontology annotation, biological process: transmembrane transport. The record is from RefSeq and is a predicted model, not a curated record. Gene Ontology annotation, cellular component: membrane.